GCCUCUUUCCUCGGAGGAAACUUUCCGCCGGCUGGUCCAUCGGCCCGUGUCCGGCCCGCGCUGCCGCGGCCUGGGAGCCGAGAGGGGCAGGCGGGGCGGCCGGGACCGGACGGGGCGGCAGCGGCCGGGUCCAGGGUGUAUGCGGCGGCCGGACGCGCCGGGGCCGGCAGCGGGGAAGCGGGGCGCUGACGGCUGGCCGGGGGGCUGCCCUUCCACCCCCGGAGCGCAGCAUGGACGCCCCCCGAAGGGACAUGGAGUUGCUCAGCAACAGCCUGGCGGCCUACGCACACAUCCGCGCUAACCCCGAGAGCUUUGGCCUCUACUUCGUGCUGGGAGUCUGCUUUGGCCUGCUGCUAACGCUGUGCCUACUAGUCAUCAGCAUCUCCUGUGCGCCCCGCCCGCGGCCCCGGGCCCCUGCUCCGCGCCGGGACCCCCGUAGCAGCACCCUGGAGCCCGAGGACGACGAUGAGGACGAAGAGGACACGGUGACGAGGCUGGGCCCCGACGACACGCUCCCAGGCCCAGAGCUGUCCGCCGAACCCGACGGGCCCCUGAGCGUCAACGUCUUCACGUCGGCGGAGGAGCUGGAGCGGGCGCAGCGCCUGGAGGAGCGCGAGCGGAUCCUGAGGGAGAUUUGGCGCACCGGACAGCCGGACCUGCUGGGUACUGGCACGCUGGGGCCCAGCUCCACGGCCACAGGCACCCUGGGUCGUAUGCACUAUUACUGACCCGUCCUGCUCCCGCUGCGAGGCACUCUGAGUACUGGUCAGGGGCGUGAACUCAGAGCUGCCCCAGGACGUUGGAACUGCCCCUGCCUGCGGUGCUAUGGAGGCCCCACCCCCCACAGCUUCCUCAGUGCUGUUGCGCAUGGAUCCCCACCUUCCGGGACCCCCAGUCCUGCCAGAAAGCCCGUGGGGGACGACAGGACACAGGAUCCCCAGCCUCUCUCUGGGGACCGGUUAAGAGAUGAAGUGACCAAUGAAAACUGCAUUCUCAGUGA
Molecule: messenger RNA, 1000 nt
Organism: Felis catus (domestic cat)
Lineage: Eukaryota; Metazoa; Chordata; Mammalia; Carnivora; Felidae
Gene: EVA1B
Product: eva-1 homolog B
Exons: 3
Coding region: 231-728 (165 amino acids)
Source: RefSeq, a predicted model, not a curated record